Messenger RNA from Orycteropus afer afer, 4293 nucleotides. RefSeq names its product PEAK1 related, kinase-activating pseudokinase 1 (gene PRAG1). The transcript is spliced from 5 exons. Gene Ontology annotation, biological process: protein phosphorylation. The record is from RefSeq and is a predicted model, not a curated record. NCBI's taxonomy places the organism in Eukaryota, Metazoa, Chordata, Mammalia, Tubulidentata, Orycteropodidae. The coding region runs from base 1 to 4293 and encodes 1430 amino acids. Gene Ontology annotation, molecular function: protein kinase activity; ATP binding.
AUGCACCAGACCAUCCGACUGAACCCUGAGAGCCUGAAAAUGUCUGCCUGCAAUGACUUUGUGGAACACAUCUGGAAGCCCGGGUCCUGCAAAAACUGCUUCUGCCUGCGGAGUGACCACCAACUGGUGACUAGCCGACCCCAGCCCAGAGUGGGCAGCUUACCCCCUCCACCCCGACUGCCUCCUAGGCCCGAGAACUGCCGUAUAGAAGAUGAGGGUGUGAAUAACUUGCCCUACUCCAAACCCACUAUCGCAGUAAAGCCCACCAUGAUGAGCUCUGAUGCCUCUGAUGUGUGGACAGAGGCCAGCAUGAAUGCUGAAGGCUCGCAGGUCAGUUGGAGGCGAACAUCCAACAAGCUCCCCCUCUCGAAGCAGGAUGAUCCACCAAGAGCUUAUCUGAGCAGCUUCCGCAGUGCACAGAAGGCUGGUGGUCCCUCUGCCCCCACGGAUGGCAGCUCACGUUGCUCCCCUGCAUAUGCCAUGGUUGGCCUGCAUAGCCUGGAAACGCGGGGGGAAAGGAACAUUGCCUUCCACCCUGUGAGUUUUCCUAGUGACAAGGGUGGUCGAGAGGAUAAACCCACAUUUCCUUACCAAGAGUUGACCUCUACUCAGGAGAGCUUCCGCCAGAAACUGGCCACCUUUGCCGAGAUGGCAUCUAGCUGCACUAAGGGCCCUGGGCCCUACUCUUCUCCACAGUGCCUGAGGGAAUCCCUGCCCUCAGAGGAUGACAGUGAUCAGAGGUGCUCACCCUCAGGGGACAGUGAAGCGGGGGAGUACUGCUCUAUUGUGGAUUGCUGCCCUGGGAGCCCUGGUGCCAAGGACGCCUCACAGGCUGAAGGCUCCAAACGCAAACAUGAUGGGACGGACCGUGUGCCAGGGUGCUGGGAUCAAGCAGUGUGUGGUGGGCCCACAGAGGAGGACAAGCGGGUGUUGGGCUUCCGGAUGGAGUGCUAUACCCAGGACUCAGCAGAGCAUCCAUCCUGCCUGGGGCCCAAGAAGCCAUCCUGUACCUCAGAGACCACCAGCUCUUCAGAUGGCAUCUCAUGUGGGAGCGGUAGCAGUGGCACCAGCAGCCCCUUUGCUCCCCACCUUGAGAGUGAUUACUGCUCCCUCAUAAAGGAACCUGUGCCAGAGAAGCAGGAGAAAGUAGGCUGCCACAUGGUAAACUCUAGCAGAUGCCUUGGGCUGACUAGGGAGGCCCAGUCCCCAGGCCCUUCCAGGGAAGCUGUGCAAUCCGAACCCAUCUAUGCUGAGAGCACCAAGAGGAAGAAGGCUGGCCCAGUGCCUUCUAGACCACAGGCCAAGGUAGAACAGGUAGCAUCUGGUCAGUGCCAGGACCAGGUACGGACAGGUAAUACUUGGGCUGAGAAAACAGCCUGUGGCUGGGGCCAAGACAGGGAAGGCCCAGAUAUGGCCACCCAGGUAGCAGCCACCAUCACUGUCAUGGCAGCCCACCCAGAAGAGGACCACCGAACAAUCUGCCUAAGCAGCCCUGACUCUGCAGUAGGGGUGCAGUGGCCCCGAGGGCCUGUGAGCCAGGACUCUGAGGCAGGUGAAGAGGAGACAUCAGCUGAGCAGGGGCUGAGCUCCAGGGAAAGCCACCGUCAGGAUGUAGGUGAGAGUACACCCAAGGGGAAGCCUGCCAUCCCCCCCAAGCUAUCCAAGAGUAGCCCUGGAGGGUCCCCUGUGUUGCCAUCUGCCUCCCCACUGACUGACCUCAGCAAGGGUAGCUCCAGCAGUGGCACUGGGCCCCAGCCUUCAUCCAGAAGCCCUGCUGACCUUGCUUCUUCCUGCAGUACAAAUGGUGUUACCACCAAUGAACUUGUCAGGUGCCUACCCCCUACCUCCACUACUGCCUCUGCUACCAACCUGGACCAGAGGCGACCCAGGUACCAGACUGGUGCCUGGAGUCGUCAGUGUCGUAUAGAGGAAGAGGAGGAGGUGGAACCAGAAUUGUUGAGUCAAGGCUGGGGCAGAGAAAUGGAAAAUGGCACUGGAGACUGUUCACACUCUUCAACCUGGCACCGGCUCCAUCCAACAGACGGUUCCUUUAGGCAGAACAGCAAAGCUGGGACCGGAAUGAGCAAAUCAGCUUCUUUUGCCUUUGAGUUCCCCAAGGACAGAAAUGGAAUUGAGGCAUUUUCACCUCCACCCCCACCUCCAAAGUCGAGGCACCUUUUAAAAAUGAACAAGAGCAGCUCUGAUUUGGAAAAAGUGAGUCAGGGCUCAGCAGAGAGCCUCAGCCCAUCCUUCAGGGGCAUCCACGUCAGUUUCACCACUGGAUCCACAGACAGCCUGGCCUCGGACUCCAGGACCUGCAGUGAUGGAGGACCAUCCUAUGAGCCAACUCACUCACCCACCAACAGUGGGAAGAAACUCUUUGCUCCUGUUCCAUUCCCUUCGGGUUCCACUGAGGAUGUGUCCCCCAGUGGCUCCCUGCAACCCCCUCCACUCCCCCAGAAAAAGACUGUGAGCAGGGCAGCCUCCUCUCCAGAUGGCUUCUUCUGGACCCAAGGCUCUUCCAAACCAAGAGCAGCAAGUCCCAAGCUGAACCUCAGCCACUCUGAAACCAACGUCUGUGUCCAUGAAGAGUCUCACUUCAAUUACUCCUCAAGCUCUGGGAACCGCCACCAUCAUGUUUUCUCCUCUUCUGAGCCCCUGGAGAAAACUUUCAAAGGCAACGGUCAUUGGGCCCCUGCAGUAGGGUUGGCCAGUGGCAAAAGCAGCUGUGGGAGCCCCAGCCUCCAGUCCAAAGGGGCCCCCUCUGCCUCUUCCUCCCAGCUGAGUGUGUCCAGCCAGGUCUCCACUGCCAGCUCCCAUCUGCAGCUGCACAGCCUCCUGAGUAGCAUUAGCAGCAAGGAGGGCACCUACGCCAAGAUGGGAGGCCUCUUUGCCCAGUCCCUUCUCCGCCUCGUAGCCAAGUGUGAGGACCUGUUCAUGGGUGGCCAGAAAAAGGAGCUUCACUUCAAUGAGAACAACUGGUCGCUCUUCAAACUGACUUGUAACAAGCCCUGCUGCGACUCAGGGGAUGCCAUUUAUUACUGUGCCACCUGCUCUGAAGACCCUGGCAGCACCUAUGCUGUGAAAAUCUGCAAAAGCCCUGAGCCCAAAGCAGCCUCGUACUGCAGCCCCUCUGUGCCUGUACACUUCAACAUCCAGCAGGACUGCGGCCACUUUGUCGCCUCCGUGCCCUCCAGCAUGCUCAUGUCUCCCGAUAUGCCCAAGGACCCUCUGCCUGCCCUGUCCUCACACCCUCCUGCCCAAGAGCAGGACUGCGUGGUGGUUAUCACCCGAGAGGUGCCCCACCAGACUGCUGCUGACUUUGUGCAAGACUCAGCCACCAGCCAUCGGGCCCAGCCCGAGGUUUAUGAGCGGCGCGUGUGCUUCCUGCUUCUGCAGCUCUGCAACGGGCUGGAGCAUCUGAAGGAGCACGGGAUCAUCCACCGGGACCUGUGCCUGGAGAACCUGCUGUUGGUGCACUGCACACCCCAGGCCUCCCAGCCAGCCACCCUCAGCCAGCCCACUUCCAGCCCAGCCCCCAUUUCCUCCGCUGCCGCCUCCAGUGCCCCUCCCAUAACCACAGUCACUGCCCUCACUGCUACUCCUUCCACUUGCUCGUCUACCACCCUCCCAACCAAUGUCACUCCCAGCCUCCCAGCUGCCCCCACCUGUCGAGGAAUGCCAGGUGAGAAGCACUUGCCCCGGCUCAUCAUCAGCAACUUCCUGAAGGCCAAGCAGAAGCCAGGCAGCACCACCAACCUGCAGCAGAAGAAGAGCCAAGCCCGGCUAGCGCCUGAGAUCGUGUCUGCCUCCCAGUACCGCAAAUUCGAUGAGUUCCAGACAGGCAUCCUCAUCUAUGAGUUGCUCCACCAGCCCAACCCAUUUGAAGUGCGGGCCCAGCUUCGGGAACAGGACUACCGGCAGGAAGACCUGCCCCCACUGCCCGCCCUGUCCCUCUAUUCACCUGGCCUGCAGCAGCUUGCCCACCUGCUGCUGGAGGCUGACCCCAUGAAGCGCAUCCGUAUCGGUGAGGCCAAGCGUGUGCUGCAGUGCUUGCUGUGGGGGCCACGGCGGGAGCUGGUAGAGCAGCCAGGCUCCCCUGAGGCGGCACUGUGCAGCACAUUGCAGAACUGGAUCGACAUGAAGCGGGCUCUAAUGAUGAUGAAGUUUGCAGAGAAGGCAGUGGACCGAAGGAGAGGGGUGGAGCUAGAAGACUGGCUCUGCUGCCAGUAUCUGGCAUCUGCAGAGCCUCGAGCCCUCUUACAGACACUGAAGCUCCUGCAGCUUCUGUGA